Molecule: messenger RNA, 1005 nt
Organism: Salvia miltiorrhiza (redroot sage)
Lineage: Eukaryota; Viridiplantae; Streptophyta; Magnoliopsida; Lamiales; Lamiaceae
Exons: 2
Coding region: 251-766 (171 amino acids)
Source: RefSeq, a predicted model, not a curated record
AAAAUAAAAUCCACCUGAUGAAACUAGAAUCGAUCGAAUACAGCUAAUAAUAGGCUAUCUGCAGAAGUUAAACCAUAAAAUCCACUACAAAAUAUUCAAGUUCCUUGAUUCUUGUAUAGCUCGUGAGUGAAAUUAAGAAGGCUGACCUCAAACGGUGAUUCAUUAAAUUCCUAACGGCUAAUUAUAACGAAAAAUAGCUCCCAAAAAAAGGCCCACAUUUCACAAAUUAAGUAAACGUCGGUGCUCUCACAUGAAACCAAAUUCCAUACUGAAUAAAGAAAUAAGCAUCCCAUAUAUCCCAUCACAUUUUUUCACCAAGAUGGAAGCUGCAUUGUGGAAAUUGGAGGACAAAUGGAAUCUGUCAACACAAAAGUCCAUAGCCAUAUUCGCAUGCGCCUCCUUCUUCCUCAUUGGCAUCUGCGUGGCGGCCGGCGCGUGGCGGCGGCGGAGGAGGGAGAGCGUGCAUCAAGAGCCACUAGCUGACGAUGAGGUUGAGCCGCGGCGGGGGUUGGGGUCGGUACGGUGGAGCAGCUGGCGGCGGAGUAGCAAGUGGGAGGAGAGCCCAAUGGUGGUGAAGAGGGAGGGGCAGAGCCAUAAUUCGACGGCGGCGGUGUGGCAGCGGCCCAUUCUAAUGGGUGAAAAGUGUGAGCUGCCCAGAUUUAGUGGCCUCAUUCUCUAUGAUCAGAGGGGCACUCCACUUCAUCAAGGAAUCAUGUGCAAACAGGAGAUGAUGCCGACUCCAACUACAUUGAGGGACCUGCUAUGACUACGGCGUACUUAAUUCUAGUUUUGUCCCUAGUUAUGUAAAACCUAAGAUGACAGUGUGGUGGAAAUUAUUAUAAAUGCAUUAUUUAUCAUGGGAUUUAUAUAUGCAUGUAUAACUACAAUAGUUUGUGAAAGGAUUAUGAUUAUUAAGUUGAAACCUAUAACCAUAUCCAUCAAUGUAAUUCCACCCAUCCAUUCGGCUUAAUUAUAAUUAUCCUCGGAACAUCUUUAAUUCUUGCA